Daphnia pulex (common water flea) is the source of this 1104-nucleotide messenger RNA. RefSeq names its product serine/threonine-protein phosphatase 6 regulatory ankyrin repeat subunit B-like. Gene Ontology annotation, biological process: protein localization to ciliary inversin compartment. The record is from RefSeq and is a predicted model, not a curated record. The coding region runs from base 1 to 1104 and encodes 367 amino acids. Gene Ontology annotation, cellular component: ciliary inversin compartment. Gene Ontology annotation, molecular function: protein binding. The transcript has a single exon. NCBI's taxonomy places the organism in Eukaryota, Metazoa, Arthropoda, Branchiopoda, Diplostraca, Daphniidae.
AUGGAGACGCCGCUGAUUGUCGCGGCGCAGAACAGCGCAAUCCGCACCAUCACAUCUUUAACUGCUUUAGGCGCCGAUGUCGACGCUCAGGAUGCAAACGGUAACACGGCGAUGCAUUACGCGUUUCUUAACUCUUCGGAUAGGGCAAUUGACUCGCUCGCACACGCGUACGCGAACUUCAAUAUACCAAACGCCGUUGGAAGAACCGCUAUGCAUCUCCUGUCAAUUAGCAAUAGCCCAAAUUUAGCGAGACAAUUAUGUCGUAAUAUUCUAAGAAUUGAUAUGACUAUUUUGGACCAGGAUGGGAACACCCCAUUCAUGGCUGCCGUCAGAUAUGACAGCAGUCGUAUGCAGUAUUUCCUGCAACUCGGGUAUAGACCUGAGGGAAAAGAAAAAUACGGAAAUACGCCUUUACAUAUCGCGGUGAGAUCUAAAAAUCUCGCAACGAUAAAGCUAUUGGCCCGAAAACCGCAUAUAAAUUUUGUGAAUGACGAUGGCCGCAGCCCACUGGCUGCCGCGAUCGCCAUUGGUAACGAAAUGGCUACGGAAAUAUUAUGGCGCCAUAACGCGGAUCCGCACAUCGUAGACAAGGCUGGCAACACCUUGUUGCUUCUUGCGUGUGCCGGCCCGUCAAUAGUAAUACUUAAACAUAUUUUGGAGCAUUGCUCAGAAGUGACGAUGUGCAAUGUAGCCGGCGAGACCGCGCUGAAUUUGGCAUCUGCGGCUAAAAAUUCUAGCGUUAUUUUUGAAAUUUGUAAAAGGGGAGCGACUGUCACAGCACAGGAUUGCCGAGGAAGGAGGCCUUUAAUUAUAGCAAUCAUGUCGGGAAAUCGACAGGCCGCAGUGGUCCAAUUAGAAUGGCAAUUUGCCGCAGGGACGGAUCUGCUUUCGAUAAUAGAUUUAGCAGGGUUAAACGCUUCGCAAUACUGCGAUUUAUUUGCUGAUCUGGAAACUAAAGAGUGUAUCCGGAAUUUAGAAAUAGCAUUUGAGAGAGCCCAACAAAUUCCCGUCCAAACUAGAACGAUAUAUUUUAACAUACCAUCAGAAACAGUUGAAUUGGAUUACGAGAAUGACGACCCCCUCGAAUUCCGACGAAUCAACUGA